Amphibalanus amphitrite is the source of this 4195-nucleotide messenger RNA. RefSeq names its product ceramide kinase-like. The transcript is spliced from 10 exons. The record is from RefSeq and is a predicted model, not a curated record. The coding region runs from base 192 to 1850 and encodes 552 amino acids. Lineage: Eukaryota; Metazoa; Arthropoda; Thecostraca; Balanomorpha; Balanidae. Gene Ontology annotation, molecular function: kinase activity.
AUUUUUGUUUUAGAAAUUAGUGUUUUUAUAUACCUUGGAAAUUGUGCUCUGUGUGGUUGUGUGUGGGCGGGGUGGGUCGCGGUGUUUGAGUGCGUUUUUAAUGAAUUUGUGAUCUAGAAAGUAGAGCACAUGAGUUGUACAUGAGCUGUCAAGUUUCUGUUAAAGAAGAAAAACGGUGAAAAUCCACAGGCAUGCCGCAACCGCAAGCCGUAAACCAGAAUGGCGCUAGCCACCCCAUCAGACAAGGCUAUUUUCAAAUUAAUUCUGUGCGACAUAAAGUUUCAAUCGGCGAGAACUAUGUGGCAUGGGAACCAGAAGGAGCGCCUGAUCUGCGGCACGCCGUGCGGCUGUGUGAUGUGGUGGCAGUGAGCCGGCCUGCUGGUGGUGGCCCGCGUGGCUCAUCAGUGUACCAGGUGCCUGUGGCUCCUCCGGACUGCUCCAUUCCUGCUCCAAACACCUGCGGAAAGGCCUUCGCUGUCCACUACGCUGAGCGAGUCGGUCGCCGCUGGAAGCUGCGUGUUCAACACUUCCACCAGAAGAAUAUUGCUCUGCUGCAGCCUUGGGUGGAUCAGCUUCAGAGCCUGUUGAAUGGUGAACAGAGACCCCGCCGGCUGCUGGUCAUCAUUAACCCUACCUGCGGCAGCCGAAAGGCGCCCAACAUUUACACGAAGAAGGUCCAGCCCAUUUUCACGCUGGCUGGUGUGCAGACGGAGGUGGUCCAGACCACACACGCCGGCCACGCGCUGACGAUGCUGCGCCGGUGCUCGCUGCACGGCCAGGACGGCGUGGUGGUGGUAGGCGGGGACGGCACACUGAUGGAGGCGCUCAACGGCCUGCUGACGCGCCCCUCGCCCGACGGGUCCGACCGACCGCCCUGCGCGCCGCUGCCCAUCGGCGUCAUACCCGCGGGUAGCACGGACGCCGUCUGCGGCAGCGUAGGGACAGCCGAUCCGGUCACUGCCGCCCUGCUCAUCGUCAUGGGUGUCACCCGCUGGGUGGACGUGUGCAGUCUCCGCACCGCCGGCCAGCUGCUGCGAUACUCACUCUCAAUGAUCACCUACGGGUUCUUCGGUGACGUGCUACAGGACAGUGAGAAGCUGCGCUGGCUGGGACCGAUGCGCUACAACGUGGCAGGAGCGGGCCGGUUCUGGCGGAGCCGCGCCUACCGCGGCUCCGUGGCGUUCCGUACGGCUCCGGGCGCCAUGGAACCGCACAAACCGUGCUUUGCCGACUGUGACGUCUGUCUGCGGGAGCCGGUGGAAGCCGAGGGAGAAACGCAGGGCCAGAACGACGGCGAGUGGCACCGCGUCAGCGGGCCGUUCCUGGUUGUCAGCAGUGCCAACGUGUCGUGCCGCUGUAAGAUCACGCCCGAGGGGAUGUGUCCGCGGGCACACCUGUCUGACGGCUGGGCGCACCUGAUCCUGGUGCGGCAGACGUCCCGCGCCAACUUCCUGCGCUACAUGUACCGGUCGGCGGCCGGAAAGGCGCCGUUUGACCUGCCGUUCGUCGAGUACUACCGUGUGAAGGAGUUUGAGCUGCUACCGGAGUCUACUGGCGACGACCAGCGACUGCUCGGCGAGGCGCACAUCAACUUGGCCAUGUCGGUGGACUCGACAGCCGCGGGCGGCGAGUGGCGCGCACCAGAGCGCACCGCCGCCGCUGACACCGCGCCGGCCGGCCGCCGGCCCCUGGACAGCGUGUGGAACUGUGACGGCGAGGUGGUGGCCGACCCGGCCGUUAAUCUCAGGGUGCACCCUCGCGCAAUACGUCUGUUCGGCCGCGGCGUCGAGCGGUUGGAGGAAGGUAGCGGCUGCUGCGGCUGCGGGCGGCGCACCAAGAAACAAAUCUGACUGCCUACUAGCGCACAACCUAGGCGGCUCAACGGAGGGAAUUCGCCGUGACUGACGCACACUGCACGGCCGUAUAGCGGGAAAAUGCAGCUGCGUGGGACGUGAACGAGGCAAGUCCCAGGCAUUCACAUAUGUCUGGGCUACGACAUGGCUGAGGCAGCUGCAAGGCAUCUAUGUAUGUGAUGCACGAGUGAUAGACGGACGUGUGAAAAUGGGACGGCAGCAGCUGUUAUUGGUCCGCUGCAGUUGACACACUUAUGUCCCUGAGUCGGGAAGGGGCGGCACAACUCUGCCGAGACAUAGCUCAUUGGAUUGCCAACGUUCACUAGCCAAGUGUUAGUCGGGCGGUAGCAGCACCCUUUACGUGGACCCAACCGGUGUACCCAUGACCCUUUCCCACCUCCGGUUAGCCUUUGAAUAGUGUAGGGGAUGUACCGGAUUUUGAAAUAUCUCCCCACCGGUCAUUGGACCUAGCUGCUGCUGACCGUCGGACCCAGACCCCUAUCGGGCGCCGGAGUUAGCCCUCUACCGCUGCUGUGCUCGGCCCGGCGCUGGCCGUCGCCCUCAGCCCCACUCUUGGUCAAGGGAGCGUUUGAGUCUGGCUGCCGCCCUGAACUGUGAUGGCAGUUUUCCAUGGCUCCGUUCGUCGUUUGAUAGAGAACGGACAGUGAUAGCUACACCGUGGCUGCUAGAUAGAUAGAAUUUCAGGCUCGGGUAACUGCGCUACUUAGGUCUCAUUUUUGCUUUACGUUCUCACUUUUUGGCGCUGCUUUGUAGUGGAAGCAAGUUUUGCGGUUUCAUAAUGACUCACCAGCUCUUUUGCUUCACAUUUUUUACUCCUUUCUAUGGUGGUUGGUCGGGUACGCCUCUGUCGCAUCAUCACUUCUAAUUUUGGCAAUAUUUUAUACACGGUCAAGAGCAUAGGGCAUCCUUGGGAUGCGUUGGCAUUCACUAUGAUUUCCUGAUUUACGGAGAUGCUUUUAAAAGAGCUUGAAUGGACCUGGGGGUAUUUUUCCAAGCUCCGGUACCCGACCUUUUAAUGGGGCCAACGCUUACAGCUCAUGAAUACACGAGUGACGCGUUUUCAUAAUAGGCAGAUCGCCUCUCAAUAAUUUAGUUUCACGUCGCUCACACCGUUGUGUUCUUCUUGUGUUCAAUUGUUUUCUUUUUGUUUGUUUUCAUCGGUGGUUUGGAUGAGUUUUGUCCGGGGAAAGAGGCGGCAUAUCAAUAGACGCGUUUACAUAGGGCUUGUUGCAAGCUUAUAUCUCCGUCCGUGAUGUUGCAAAAGAUGCCAAUGGUACUGAACAAUUUACAAAAUGAUCCCCUCUAAAUAUUUGAAGACCACUGCAUCGAAAUUAUCGCCAAAUCAACGAGCUAGAGCCUUGUCAAAUAUGCUAUGUAAACCGGGUUAAUGUCGCCGUUGUCAGCAUAUCGAUGCCGCGUGUUGUCGACUCUGACCGAAAUGAUUGAGAAGGUCGAAUGUAGUUACUCAUUCCAACUGUCAUCUGAAAUUUUGCUCAUACGUGUGAGACCUGGAAAAUUAUGUGAUUUUUCUGCGAUUUUCUAAUUAUCUUGAGAUUUAUUUUGCAUGAUGUAGGCUAAAACUGUUUAGUUCCUAUGAAUAUUUGUGAUCGGUUUGGUUGGGCUAUGAUGUAACCAGUUGCUUCUUGUAGUGUUCCUAUGAUUAUAUCGUGAUCGGUUUGGUUGGUGAUAGUAGAUGGGGGAGGGACUUUGUAGCCCCCUCGACUCGGGUACGGGUGCUCCCGUAUGCGGCUCCCUCACUGAAGGAAGACGCAGGCCCCGGUGGCCACGCUCAGGCGGAGACACUCGCGCCAACCAAAGGACCAGAUGAACCUGAGCACGCACACGCACUGAGACCGACCGGGGACCAGCGGACCGUCGGCGGACCGCCGGAGACCGCGGCCGGUCCCGGGCUCAGCCGCCGGGCCACGCUGCCGGGACCGCGGCCGGCGGCCGCUCGGUAUGUGGGCCGGCGGAGCCCGCUGUGAUCACUGCACCCAGAGGCGGCGGGACGGACCGCCCGCACUGCUAGGAGAUCGAGGGAGCUGCUUAGCCAAAUUCACUGUUAGGUCAAUUGAUGUGUGUUCUGCUAGUCGUUUGCGACUGUGGAGGUCGCUGCGGUGUGCGGUUGGCCGGGACCGGCGCUGCGUGGCUGGGCCGCGACUUGUGUGAACAAAACUACAGCGCCGGCCGAACGUACCCGGCACGAUAGGCUUUCACUGUCAGUGGUUGUCUGAUGAGCUAGAUGUCUAUUUACUCGAUUGAUGGAAUUACUCUGAUAUGAAAAUCACCUAUGAAUAAUGAAUAUAUAUCAGCUAUAUUCA